CACGAGCUGCAACCCCUAGCGACUAACCAGCCAUUGCUCACUUGUGCCACAACACACUCACUAGAACAGCAAGGGAAACGGUCUAAAAACCAUCCUCUAGACGGAUAGGCCUUAAUAAACACACAUUACUACAGCUAGGAUGUUUAAGAACACAUUUCAAUCGGGAUUUCUCUCGAUAUUAUACAGCAUUGGAAGCAAACCGCUACAAAUUUGGGACAAAAAGGUUCGCAAUGGCCAUAUUAAAAGAAUCACAGAUAACGAUAUCCAAUCUUUGGUCUUGGAAAUCGUAGGUACAAAUGUCAGUACCACGUACAUAACUUGUCCUUCGGAACCCCAAAAGACGCUAGGUAUCAAACUCCCUUUCCUCGUCAUGAUCAUCAAAAAUUUGAAGAAAUAUUUCACUUUCGAAGUGCAGGUCCUGGACGACAAGAAUGUUAAGAGAAGAUUUCGUGCAUCGAAUUACCAGUCCACAACGAGAGUAAAACCGUUUAUCUGUACAAUGCCGAUGAGACUGGACGAUGGCUGGAACCAGAUUCAGUUUAAUCUGUCGGAUUUCACCCGUCGGGCAUACGGCACGAACUACAUCGAGACGCUACGCGUUCAGAUCCAUGCUAACUGCAGAAUUCGACGAGUCUACUUCUCAGACCGACUCUACUCCGAAGACGAACUCCCUGCAGAGUUCAAGCUGUAUUUACCCAUGAACAAUAAGGGGCAACAGAAGACUUGAUUCAAGACAAGCAAGAAAUGGGGAUUGGAGGGGCAUAAUUUUAAGGAGGGAGGGAAUUAUUUUCAAGCAAAAGAACUAGAAUGAUCACUCUUUGAUGCAUAUUCACUCAUUUGUACUUAAAACUUUCAUUUCACAUAGCAUUUUCAGCUUUAAAAUUCAAAACUUUAUAUUUAAAGUGAAAAGAAAUACUUUUUAUGGUGAAGUCAAUGGCAUGAUCUGUAAAUGUUACUAAAAGUUAGUGUAUAGUUUAGAGGUCCCAUCUCAUUGGUGUUUUCCAGUGAUUGUUUUCCUCAGUAUUUUUAACAAAAGUCACCUAUUCUGUCAAAAUCUCAUUGCUUGUAAAUAGAACAAGAGAAAUAAAAACUUGUAUUUAACCAGA
Nematostella vectensis (starlet sea anemone) is the source of this 1106-nucleotide messenger RNA. RefSeq names its product cilia- and flagella-associated protein 20. Gene Ontology annotation, cellular component: motile cilium; ciliary basal body. The transcript has 7 exons. The record is from RefSeq and is a predicted model, not a curated record. Gene Ontology annotation, biological process: cilium assembly; regulation of cilium beat frequency involved in ciliary motility; positive regulation of cell motility. Lineage: Eukaryota; Metazoa; Cnidaria; Anthozoa; Actiniaria; Edwardsiidae. The coding region runs from base 140 to 727 and encodes 195 amino acids.